This is a messenger RNA of Penicillium verhagenii, 762 nucleotides long. RefSeq lists its product as uncharacterized. The coding region runs from base 1 to 762 and encodes 253 amino acids. The record is from RefSeq and is a predicted model, not a curated record. The transcript has a single exon. Lineage: Eukaryota; Fungi; Ascomycota; Eurotiomycetes; Eurotiales; Aspergillaceae.
AUGAGCAGUGCCCCAAAGACAAUUCAUCUCCGAUCGCGACUGAUUCCGAAAACGAACCCUUCGUUGAAGCAAAGGACGAUACAGACCAGGACUAAAAACCAUCUCGAACCCGUCAUACUCCUCCAGCCUCAUCAAAACGACCCCCAACAGCUUCUUCUGGCCGCAUCACUCGCUCUCAUAAAAGGUCUCAAGACACCAGAGCGUAAAAAACCUUUGCCAUCGCCCGAUAACUCACCUCCAAAUUCGCCUUCCGAUUCAGACUAUCCCAACGGUAAUAUGGCGUCAAAACCACCGUCACCGUCAAUGGAUUCUACUCAGGAGUUUGCCAGAUUCAACCCUAAUUUCGAGAUCUUUGACAGCGUUUGCUCUCUUAAACUUGACACAAAUUCGGACUGGGUUAAAUGGAGCAAACUGCUAUUUAAGGGUCUCAAGCUCAUGGAUCCACGCCUUCCGCUGAUUGCAAGGGGCGAGAUCACAGAUCCUGCCGGAGACAACGUGACGGACGAAUCUUUGCGUCUCUCUACUAGGGUUGCGUUUGGAUUAGGCCCGGGGAAGAUUACGGAAGCCCAUAUUAAAGCCUUCAAAGAAGAUAUUGUCAAGCAGUCCUUCGAAUUCAACGACCUCAACGACCAAGGCAGAGUCUUGAUUCGGCGUGUUCUCUCGCCCGACGUCUCUGCUCGAAUCGGUGAAGAGUUUGCCACCAUGCAUGACUUUUUUCGCGCGCUCAAGCAUCUAUAUGGGAGGCCCUCAUAUCUAUACUAG